Hibiscus syriacus is the source of this 1438-nucleotide messenger RNA. RefSeq lists its product as uncharacterized. The transcript has 11 exons. The record is from RefSeq and is a predicted model, not a curated record. Bases 37 to 1041 code for a protein of 334 amino acids. NCBI's taxonomy places the organism in Eukaryota, Viridiplantae, Streptophyta, Magnoliopsida, Malvales, Malvaceae.
UAAGGUAUUGGCUUGGAAUGUUUUCCUACUUGAUGAAUGCUCAUGCCUAUAAAGCUUUCUCCUUUCUUGUAUUACAUUAUAGAAGCAAGGCCUGAAAGUUUGGGAAACGUUAGAUUGCUUUUUAGGGCCACGAACGAGGUUGAGAAAGAAAUAUAUUGCUACGUGAAAGAUGGGAAACUUAUUGAGAUCGCUGUCUUAUUGACUGUAGCUCGAGAAGAAGUUACAUCACCGUCUCUUUUCACAAGCUUAUGUUAUCCUGCUUUGAAUGGGAGUAUGUCCCUUCGGCAAUUGGUCUUAUCAGAGAUUGUAUCACUAAUGGCUUCACAAAUAACAUUAGUUUCUGCUAGUAAAGAGGUGCAUGAUGAGCUGAGCAAUAAGCUGGAAACAAUGAUGUCCAUGUUACGAAUGAUUGAAGUUUUUGAAAGGGUUGGUGAUAAAAUCGAGCUAUAUCGUCGAUACCUACCUAAUUUGAGCGAGAAAGGAUUGGCUGCACAAAUUGCAUGCUUGUUUAUCAGUGAAGGAUUUGCCGAAUAUAAAGACUUUGAAUUGAAAAGACCAGUUUCAUGUGUGAACAUGACAGAAUUCCAUAAGGACUUUUUGGAAUUAUUAGAAAGGAAAUUACCCUGUGAAAGUGAAGGCACUCAGUUGGAGGGUGGGACUAAAAAGAUUUACAAACAUGAUGUGGAUGCCAUGUGGAUUCCUCGGUUGUCCAACCACCACCGACUUUGGAGGCCAUCCCAAUACCCAAUAAUGAGGAUGAUGCUAAGGGUUCUUUUCCACUCAAAGUAUCUCUUGAAAAACUGUGUUAUCAUCCUUAUGAAAGAUUGGACUCCCAAAAAAUCCAUCUUCAAGCUAGUUUGUAUAUUAUGCCUACCACAGCUGAAAGUAUCCUUGGAGAGUAUCAGGUUGGUUGCAUGCAAAACUGAGGAGAUCGAGGCCAUUGUUGCAAUUUGGCGAGGCAGGGAAGCUCAUCGAACUGGCUUCACUGCUAAUGGUGGCUCCAGAGAAGUUGAUCGUAACCACCUCUCUGGGAAGCAAUGAUUUACAUUCAAAUGUCAUUCGACGACGCAUAAUGAGUGAUCUCCAGGCAUCACUUGAUGCGGAGGUCAGAUUAAUGGGUAGAAACAACAGUCAAAAGUUAGCUGAGAAAUGUAAGGAUGAGAAGGAAAUUAAGUUGUCUGUACUCCUACUGCUGGAAGUGCUUGAGAGGGCUGGCAACUCUAUUAACCAAUAUCUUCAAUCAGACACAUAUAAUGACGAUACCAGAUUGAGAUUACAAAUUGUUAGUGAAAUUCAGAACCUGCUUAAAAAAGCAGGUUUUGCUUUGAAGCCCAAUGACACAGAUUUGAAUGAUAUAAAAUGUUUCUCACCCACAUUGGAUCCAGUUGAUCGCACUAGUUGCCAUUGGCAUUGAGCCUCGUGAGUUUUCUGUUGCAGA